UUAAACGACACACACAACACAAAACAACACAACACUUUGCAUGCGCCCCAACCCUCAAACCUUGUAGAACUGCAGGUACAACUAAGUAUGCUUAAAAAUUCGUACGGCCAGUUGGCGACACGAUUUGACGCAUUGAGGAAAGAAAACGCUUAUCUCUUAGCCCGGUUGCAAAAUGCGGUUAAUAAUGGCAAUCCAAACGUGGUUAAUAAUGUGCUACGAAAAUUGGCACAAGCGAAUCAACAGUACAACGCCUUCCGAAGCGCGAUGCAAGGCGAUAAUUUCAAUUUGCAAAAAACGCUCCAAAACUCAAUGUUGCAGUUGCAAGACAGAGACCGCGCCCUAAACCACCAAAACAUUCAAAUCAAAAAUCUCCAACAAGUUAUUCGUUCACUUCCGACGCAGUGCAGAAAAUUCGCUGUGCCGGGAGAAAACUUGGAGACUAACGACUGUUCUAAUUUAUCCGUCGAUAAUAAAAAACUGACAGAUUUGAUCAAAACGAAAGACGGGGAAGUUCAAAAUUUGCGGAAACAAAUCAGUUCACUUCUUAUCGAAUAUAGCAAUCUCAAGUCUCAAAAUAAUGUUUGUAUUCAAAAACCGUGUUUGUGUGCGGGUGCACAAGUAAAAGAAGUACCAGUGGUCACACCAUCACCUCCGAAAAUAGUGCGCGUGAUGGUACCAGUGGUUCAACCUAAAGUUGUAGUCAAGGAAGUGAAGGUACCACAAGUUGGUGCCCAGCGUUGUCCACCACCAAGAAUCGAACGAAUCGAAGUACCCAAAGUUAUUAUUCAAAAGGUACCACUUCAGGUGCCGGUACCAUCAAAAUGUACCCUUCCAGAUCUGUCGAAUUUGUACCAUUGUGAUUCGUUGCAAGCGACAAUUGACCAGCUCUCGUUACCUAAUUAUAGUCCUACCGAGGUUUUCAAAUUUAAACAAACUCUCUUGUCUUUAAUCACACGACAAAAGAAUUGCAUGGCUUCGUCUAUAAAAGCUCAGACUUGUACUAACCUACCAAAAAUAAAUGUACCACAGGCGUGUGUUGCACCGUCUUCCAUUGUUGAUAGUUUGGUUUUGAAUGGUUUUAGCACUUCUGCCGUCACGUCUUAUAAAGAAAAUCUAUUGCAUCUGUUGCAAAACGUGCAAAAUUGUGCCCUUAAUAAUAAUAAUAAUCAACCAAAUUGUCCAAAAUUGCCUACGUUAAAAUUACCAGAAACUUGCUUUAAACCGCUUGAUGUUGUCAAUAGUGUUGAUUUAAGAGGCUACAGUCCCUCAGACUCCGAUAAUUACAAACAGUCACUUUUGCAAUUGUUGAACAAGUUGCAGAAGUGUUCGUCGAACCAACACCCAAUUUCAGGUUUUAGUAGCACAACGCCUGUGUUUUCAAAUAAUUUGCAAAAUAAUUGUUCACUUUUGCGACUACCUCUUUUGGAACUGCCACAAAAUUGUUUAUCACCGUCGCAAUACGCACAAAAUUUGGUAAUUACAGGUUUUAAUCCCGUCGAUGUUGCACUAUUUAAAGAAUCGUUGAAGGGUCUUAUUGAAAAAUUACAAAACUGUAACAAUUACAAGCCUGUAUCAAGUGGACAACCUCAACAAGCGACUUGUGGAAACCUUCCAAAACUGCCAACUGUCGGAAAUUGUCUUGCACCUCCUCAAAUCAUAAACCAAGUAAAUUUGGAUUCGUUCUCCAAAUUGGAAGCGGACAUAUUUAAACAAACCUUAUUGGAAUUGUUACAUUUACAACAAAAGUGCUGUUCCAAACAGGCUCCUCAAGUUGUCCAAAAACCGGUUUAUGUGCGUGUCCCUGUACCACAACCGCCCAAAGUCGUGGUGAAACAAGUACCGAGAAUUAUCGUUAAACAGGUUCCAGUACCGGUUCCGCAACCUCCUCGAAUCAUCACUAAACAAGUUUACGUCCCAGCGGGUACCAAAUGUAAACCGAUUAUUCAACAAGUACCAGUCAAGUUUGCGGUACCAGUGAAAAUUAAAGUACCAGUUCGUGUUCCGGUCACAAAAACUUGCCAGUUGCCUAACAUUGAUAUUUUCGACUGUUCUUCUCCAAAUCAGAUGGUCGGUUCUUUAGAUUUGGUCGGUUACAACCCUGCGGAUGUCUCCAGAUUUAAGGAAAGUCUUCUAUCGUUGAUUCAGAAGCAAAGGGUGUGUGUUUCACAGGGACCAACCCAAGUUCCUUCAAACAAUCUACCAAAUGGGUUGUUGGGGGCGUCUCAAUGUGAUUUACCCGAUUUGUCUCAAUUGCAGGGUUGUCUAACCCCACAAAUGAUACAAUCGUUGAGAGUUUCACCUAAAUGUAGUCAACUUGAGGUACUUACGUUUAAGCAAACUCUUUUGGGUGUGGUCGCAGCUCAAAGAAACUGUGUACGAGAUGCUAAUCCACUUCCUUCUGAAGAUAACUCUCAAGGAGUGUCUCCUCAUAAUUCAGGCCCUAAAGUUAUUGUGAAAGAAGUUAGAGUACCAGUGCGUGUGGUGCAGCCUCCGAGAAUUUUAAUAAAACAAGUUCCAGUUCCGGUACCACAACCACCGAAAAUCAUAAUAAAGCAAGUACCAGUUCUGGCCAAUAAAACUAGCUCAAAACCGUUGAUUGUCUACAAAGAAAAGCCAGUAAUGGUUCAAUUACCACCACGUGUUUUGGUUAAACAAGUCCCGGUUAAAGUGUUCGUUCCAGUUCAAACUAAAUCAACUCAAUGUCAAUUGCCUUCGAUAAGUAUCAAUAGUUGUUCCGAUUUACAAAACGAUAUAAGCUCGUUGGCUUUUGGUGGUUUUAAUUUAGAGGAAGUGAAUAGCUUUAAACAAAAUCUUUAUUCAGUGCUUAUGCAACAGAGACGUUGUAGUCAGUGUCAUUUGCCUGAUGUGAAUAUUCAAGGCUGUGAGGCAUUAGAUCAACAAAUCGGAUCGAUGAAGAUUCCAGGUUACAAUAAUUGGGAUGUGGACAUUUUCAAACAAAAACUUCUUUCGAUACUUAACCAACAAAGACAAUGUUCAAGUUCGGGCAACAGUGGGGGACCAAAAGUACCACAACCUCCUAGAGUUAUCGUGAAACAUGUUCCAGUUCCACAGCCUCCGAAAGUAAUAUUCAAACACAUUCCCGUCUUUACAAAUUGUGACAAGAAGCCGGUACCCUCAGGUUUGCAACCCUCAGGUGCAGUAAGAGGCGCAGAUGAUGGUACUGAUACUCAACAGAAGGGUGGUACCACGAAUGCAGUACAAUGCCAUUUGCCCAAUAUAAACAUCCAGGGAUGUGCAGAUUUGCAAAAACAAAUCGAUUCGGCAGAUAUAUCGCGUUAUGACUCACUUGAAGUUAUGAAUUUUAAGCAAAACCUACUAACUAUGCUCCUGGAUCAAAGAAAAUGUUCACCAACGUCUGGCUCCACUGGUCAACAACCAAUUUAUAUAAAGGUACCAGUCAAAGUACCAGUUCCUGUAGAAGUACCAAAAGAGGUAAUCAAAGAAGUGAGAGUGCCGGUUCCGGUACCACAACCUCCUAAAAUCAUAAUCAAACAAGUGCCAGUCCAAGUACCACAACCUCCUCGAGUCAUAAUUAAGCAAGUACCUGUUAUGACCAAAUGUGAUCAUAAGCCGAACGUUGUGGUGCAGGAAAAACCGGUUCAAAUUGCGUCACCACCACGUAUUGUUGUCAAGCAAGUACCGGUUAGAGUUCCAGCUUCUACAAACUUGCGUUGUCACUUACCAAGAUUACAGAUUAACAAUUGCGAAGAUGUGCAGAAUGUUGUUGGUUCAUUAUUAUUGCCUGAUUAUGAUGGAGUCGAAGUCAACCAGUUUAAACAAGAUGUGCUAUCAUUGCUUAAUCUGCAAAGAAAUUGCAUUAAAUGUAAAUUACCCGAUCUGCAGGUUAUUGCAGGCUGUCAUGCACUACAAAAUCAAGUUCAGAACUUAGCUUUACCAAACUAUAAUUCCUGGGAGGUACAAUCUUUCAAACAGAAUCUUUUGUCACUUCUCGAAGAUCAGAGAAAGUGUGUUCAACAAUCUGGCAAUCUCGUUAGGGACAAUACUUUACCUCCUGGAGGAGAUCACGGUGGAGCCAUCAAUCCAGGUGGUGUUCCACGUUGCGUUCCACAAAUAGUGGAAGUACCAAAAGAAGUAAUAAAAGAGGUUCGGGUCCCAGCGAAACCAAAAGAAAUUAAAGUUUAUGUACCACAACCUCCCAAGGUUUUGAUCAAACAAGUGGAAGUACCGGUACCUCAACCACCUAAGGUAAUUAUUAAAGAAGUUCCAGUCAGGAAUGAAAAUUGUAACCAAGAACCAAGGGUUGUAGUGAAGGAAAAGCCGGUUCAUAUCCCGGUACCUGGACGUACCAUUACUAAAGAAAUACCGGUUAGGGUUAACGUACCUGUGAGGGUUCCUGUUAAGUCGGAGUGCCACUUGCCAAUUCUAGAUAUUCAUAGUUGUGACACUAUACGAGUACAAAGUGAAAUUGAUUCCCUGGGUCUGAAUGACUACAGUUCGGCAGAAGCAGUUAACUUCAAACAAAACCUCCUCAGUGCGUUUAGGCAGCAAAGAAAUUGCGUACAGUGCAGAUUGCCACAGAUGAAUGUAGCGGGUUGCGAAGAUCUACAGAAGCAAGUUGAUUCGAUUAUUUUACCGAAUUACAACUCGUUGGAUGUGGAAAAUUUCAAACGAAAUCUGAUUACUAUGCUUCUCAGCCAACGAAACUGCAUGCAAAAGCAAUUGCAAGGUCCUAAUUCGCCUAACCAAGGGUUUAAUCCUCUUCCAAACUCUGAAAGUGAUGAGCCUAGAAGUCGAGAACAAUGUGUACCUAAAGAAAUAAUCAAGGAGGUCAAGGUUCCUGUACCACAACCUCCGAAAAUUGUAACGAAAGAAGUACCAGUUCCGCAACCUCCUAAAAUUAUAAUCAAGGAAGUACCUGUAUUUAAAUGUGACCGUGAUCAGGUUGGAAAUGGAGGAGUACCCGAUAGAACACCAAGCGCUCCGAGUGAUAUGCAGUCGGGAAAUCCAGGACAGUGUGUACCUAAAAUAAUAACUAAAGAGGUCAAGGUUCCUGUAAAAGUGUUAGUACCACAACCUCCUCGAAUGAUAAUCAAGGAAGUACCAGUAUUUAAAUGUAAUCGUAAUCAGAUACCAAACGGAGAAGGGGUACCUGAUGGAAGACCAAGUGUUCCAAGUAAUGCACAGUCUGGACCACAAUGUGCCCCUAAGGUAAUAAUUAAAGAAGUUCCUGUCCCACAACCUCCUCGAGUAAUAAUUAAGGAAGUACCAGUGUUUAAAUGUGACCGUAAUCAGGUUGGAAACGGAGUAGGUGUACCUGAUGGAAGACCAGGCGCUCCAACUGAUGCACAAUCUGGAAUACCGCAAUGUGCACCUAGAAUAAUAACUAAAGAGGUUAAAGUUCCUGUCCCACAACCUCCUCGAGUGAUAAUUAAGGAAGUACCAGUGUUUAAAUGUGACCGCAAUCAGCUAAGCAACGGAGUAGGUGUACCUGAUGGAAGACCAGGCGCUCCAACUGAUGCACAAUCUGGAAUACCGCAAUGUGCACCUAAAAUAAUAACUAAAGAGAUCAAAGUUCCUGUUCCACAACCUCCUCGAGUGAUAAUUAAGGAAGUACCAGUGUUUAAAUGCGACCGUAAUCAGGCUGGAAACGUAGAAGGGGUACCUGAUAAAUUACAAAGCGGUCCAGGUGGUGCACAAUCUGGAAUACCGCAAUGUGCACCUAAGAUAAUAAUAAAGGAGGUUCCUGUCCCACAACCUCCUCGAGUGAUAAUUAAGGAAGUACCAGUGUUUAAAUGUGACCGUAAUCAGGUUGGAAACGGAGAAGGGGUACCUGAUAGAAGACCAAACGCUCCAAAUGACAUGCAAUUGGGAAUUACACAAUGUGCACCUAAGGUAAUAGUUAAGGAGGUUCCGGUACCACAACCUCCUCGGGUAAUAAUUAAGGAAGUACCAAUAUUUAAAUGUGAUCAUAAUCAUAUAGGAAGCGAAGGAGAGGUUCCUGAUCAAAGAACAAGCGCACCAAAUGACAUGCAAUCCGCAAAUUGUAGACAAUGCGCACCUAAAAUAAUAGUUAAGGAGGUCAAAGUUCCUACAUCACAACCUCCUAGAGUGAUAAUUAAGGAAGUACCAGUUUUGAAAUGUGACCGUAAUCGUAUUGGAAAUGGAAAAGAGGAACUUAAUCAAAACACUGGACGCGGUGAUACCAAUGAAGAUGCAUCAUUUUUACCGGCCCAUCUACCACAAUCUAAUUACAAUUCGGUGUUUUCGGGAAAGAAUGUUUGCGACGACUUACAAAAUGAAAUUAAUUCGUUGGUUCUACCGCUUCCAAAUUCGCCACAAGUACCCGAUUUUAAGCAAAAACUCCUAUCAUUUGUUUUACAACAAAGAAAGUGCGUACAGUGCACGUUACCUAGCUUGGGUAUUGGCGGAUGCCAGGAUUUACAAAACCAAGUUGCGGCGUUAAGUAUACCCAACUAUAUUUCCUCAGAGGUUCAAACGUUCAAAACCAAUUUAUUAAACUUGCUUUUGCAACAACGAAAUUGCGUGAAACAACCCAAUUGUGAAGCCAAAGUAAUUAAAGUUCCAGUUGAUAGACCUAUUUAUCAUCGGGUUCCUGUCAAAAUACCAGUGAAACAAAUUGUUGAAGUACCUAAAAAAGUUAUGGUUCCGGUGCCAUUCAUUAAGCAAGUUCCUGUCCGAGUACCCGUUAAACAAAUCGUUGAAGUACCAAAAGAAGUUGUUAAAGAGGUGCGAGUCCCUGUGGAAGUACCAAGAGAAGUUAUUAAACAAGUACCAGUUACGGUGCGACAACCGCCGAAGAUUGUGAUUAAACAAGUACCUGUAGCCGUACCUCAACCACCUAAAGUGAUUAUUAAACAAGUUCCAGUAACAACUAACUGUGAUAAACCGAAUAUUAUUGUGAGGGAAAAACCAGUACCGGUACCGGUACCUUCACCUCCUAUUGUAAAACAAGUACCAGUUAAGGUAAUGGUUAAAUCGGAGUGUCAUUUGCCACAAAUAGACUUCAAUAACUUGAAUACCUGUGGAGACAUUCACAGUGUGAUUGCAUCUUUAGCUAUGCCGGGCUAUAACUUGCAAGAAGUUGACAGUUUUAAAUCAAAACUUUUGGCCGCGUUUGCACAACAAAGGAAUUGCGCUCAUUGUAGAUUACCGGAUAUAGAUAUCAACAAGUGUGAAGGGUUGCAACAACAAGUCGAUUCGUUAAAUAUACAGAAUUCUAACCUUUGGGAGGUGCAAACUUUCAAGCACAAGCUUUUAACGGUACUUCUGAAUCAACGAAAUUGUGCGGCACAACGCGAAUGUCGACCACAAGUAGUUAAGGUUCCUGUUGAUAGACCAGUUUAUAAAGAAGUCCCAGUUAAGGUUCCCGUCAAACAAAUCGUCGAAGUACCAAAAGAGGUGAUUCGUGAAGUUAAAAUACCGGUUUAUAAGCAGGUUCCUGUGAGAAUACCAGUGAAACAAAUAGUCAAAGUACCUCAACCUCCAAAAAUUUUGAUAAAGGAAGUUACAGUUCCGGUGCCACAACCACCCAAAAUCAUCGUCAAACAGGUCCCUAUUGUCAUUUCGAAAUGUACUCAGAAGCCUCGAAUUGUGGUAAAAGAGAAACCGGUCCCGAUCCAGUUGCCUCCACGUACCAUAAUUAAGGAGGUACCGGUGCGAGUUAAGGUCCCAGUACCUGUCACGGGAGGAAAUGAUUGUCAUUUGCCUACAAUAAACCUGAAUAGUUGCGGAGAUGUACAAAACCAAAUUGCUUCCUUGGCUAUUUCGGGUUACAAUGUACAAGAAGUGCAGCACUUUAAACAGAAUUUGUUGUCGCUACUUAACGGACAAAGAAAUUGUGUUCAAUGUCAUCUACCCGACUUUGGUGUUAGUGGCUGUACAGGUCUGGAAAGUCAGGUGGCAGCAAUCAAUUUGCCCAAUUUCAGUGCACUCGAAACUCAGAGAUUCAAGCAAAAUCUUUUUACAAUGUUAGUCAAUCAGCGACAAUGUGGACCACUACGUGGUCCUAUCCCUAAACUUCCUCCACCGGAAGCCGCUUCAUUACACAAAGACCAAAACCCGAGAGAUUAUAGUAAUAACCCUAAUGUAGGGAAAGAGGCUUGUCGGCCAAGAGUUUUGAUCAAGGAAGUACCGGUUCCGGUACCACAACCUCCGAAAGUAAUCGUUAAACAGGUACCGGUCAUGACAAAAUGUGACCAAAAACCACAAAUUAUCAUUAAAGAAAAACCAGUUCCAGUACCAUCAAAGCCUCAAAUCGUCGUUAAAGAAGUACCAGUUAGCUCGAAAUGCCAUCUACCUCACCUAAAUGUGGCCACAUGUGACAAUGUACAAUCGCAAAUUGAGAAUCUUAAAAUUGCGGAUUAUAGUUCUGAGGAGGUCACUCAGUUCAAACGGAAUCUUUUGUCCAUACUCACUAAUCAAAGGAAUUGCGGUUCUAAUCACUGUCCGAAUAAAGAGUGUCAUCUGCCGAAUAUAAAUAUCAAAGGAUGUGCUUAUUUAGAAAACCAAGUUGCCGCAGUUACGGUUCCUGGUGUCAAUCCGGGAGAAGUACAAGCAUUCAAGCAAAAUUUGUUGUCACUGCUUUUGCAGCAGCAACAUUGCCAAAAGGCCGGGUCCGGAGAUCAAGGAAUACCUUCAAAAGAUGCCCAAGUUUUGCAAUCUCCUAGGACCACUCCUCAAGGUGGUGUACCAGUUACCCCACAAGGUGUGGUUCCAAUUACUCCACAAGGUGGUGUUCCAAUUAGUCCACAAGGUGGUGUUCCAAUUACUCCACAAGGUGGUGUUCCAAUUACUCCACAAGGUGGUGUUCCAAUUACUCCACAAGGAGGUGUUCCAAUUACUGCACCACAAGGUGGUGUACCAAUAAGUGGAGGUGGAAUACCCACGAAUGCAAUGAAAGGAGCGCCAAGGUCCCCCACUAAAUCUCCAUUUAGCUCAGAUCGCUGCGUCUUGCCAGAAUUAAAUUUACUUGAUUGUGAGAAUUUACAACACCAAGUCUUAAAAUUACGCCUUCCAGGCUGUAAUCCUACUGAGUUUGAGAAGUUCCAAGAGAGCCUAUAUCAGUUACAACGCAAAUAUUGCACGAAAAUGCACGUAGAUCCCGUACCUCGUCCUGGAGACCUUGGCAGUUUAACUAAUUCUCCAAGCCGUAUAUCAAACCAUCAGUCUAGUUGCCACUUGCCCCGAAUUGGUCUUCACGGAUGUACUAAUCUGCAAAACCAAAUCGAAUCAUUGAAUCUAAAUCACUACGAAUUGGGUUCGGUUAACGAGUUCAAACAAAAUUUGCUUUCGCUACUUUUGGAACAAAGACGGUGCAAGGAAGGUGGCUCAGAACCCGAAAAUUGUCGACCAAAAAUUGUUAAAGUACCACAGCCUCCGAGGAUUAUUGUUAAACACGUACCGGUUUAUAUAAAACCUGAAGGAGUGAACCAUAAACCAGGUGAUGCAUCAUCUAAUAACGCUGGACUGGUUCCAGUUGGUGCUAAACCUGUUACUUUAUGCCCUAAACCACAAAUUGUAGUUAAGGAAGUACCAAUUGUUCGAAAAGUUUUCGUUCUACAACCUUGUAAUACUGAAUCUGGCGAUAAUAAAUUUUUGGGACCACAAUCAGGUAAACCUACCAUGAAACAAUCGCCAGGUCCGAACGUUUUGGUCAAGCAGGUACCAGUGUAUAUUAAAGUACCCAAAAUCGUGGAGAAACAAGUACCGGUUCGUGUAUUAGUACCACCAAAGGUGAUAAUUAAGGAAGUUAAGGUACCAAUGGUCAAUGGUAAGUCGUGUCCGCCUCCAAAAGUUGUGAUUGAGAAAGUACCAGUGCCUCAACCUCCACAAAUUAUCACAAAACCGGUACUCGUUUCAGUACCUUGCAAUAAGACGGGUCAAAUUAUUUUACCAACUUUGCCGCUUCCUCGAAAUUGCGAACGACCUGAAAAUGUAGUAAGCGCAGUAAUUUUGGGCGGUUUUGGGUCAAAUAACCUCGAAUUGUUCAAACGAAAUUUGCUGCAAUUGCUCAAACACCAACAGAAUUGUGAUUUCGGUCCUAAAUCUGCGCAGUUAGAUCGUGCGAGAUUCCCGUCAAAGGGGCCACUGUGUCAGGCCAGAUUACUAAAACGGGUGCACACUUACGCCUCUCAGUUGUGUCGAUACAAGAAAUUAAUCAAACAGUUGCAACUCCAAUUGAACGGUUUGUCGAAUUUGCGACAAGAGCAGUUACCUGCAGUUCCUCUCCCGAUGUUGCAUGUCAUGAAGUCUGUCUCUCCUUCCGUUCCUUUGCGUCCCUUCCAGCAUGUUUCGUCGGUGUCCGCGUCUCGAGCAACAUUUGUCAGAAACCUGAACCAAGUUUACAGACACACACAAGCAGCAUUGCAACAUUGCAUGGACGCUAUUUUGGCUCAGUCAUUAACUCACUCGCAGAUUAACGCCAAAUGUAACAAUUGUCACCAGCUUAUUCAGGACAAGGAGAUGGCAGAGAACCAGAUCAAGUUCCUCAAUUCGAUUAUCGUGGAUAUGCAGAAGAAGACGGAAGAGCAAAGGGCGAGGAUCGAGAUCUUGGAGUCGGGAUAUAGUCCGGCAAUGGCUGACGAAUUGAAAUUGAUGGGUUCGCCGCAGCGUCAAGUGCCUCCGAGGGUCUAUUGCGAUAUUUGCGAAGAGUUUGAUUUGCACGAAACGGAAGACUGUCCCAAACAAAAUACUGACUUAGCGCCGGCUAAUGGAGGACAGAGGGGGGAGCAUAAACAUGUGCCGGAAAGGCCUUAUUGCGAAAUAUGCGAAGCCUUUGGUCAUGCCACAGAAGAUUGCCAGGAGGAUCAGACAUUUUAGAACAUAUUCUGUUAUUAAUAAUUUAUUUAGCAAAUUAAUAAAUAUCUUGUAAAAAUUUCUAGUUAAUAUUUAUUUGACACAAAUUAGUUGUUUUGUAAGUUAUCCGUUGAUGAGGUUAAUUGUAAAUAAAGGAUUGUGAAUUAAAUAAAAAUAUAUUUUUCUGUUAAUAACAGUUA
This is a messenger RNA of Tribolium castaneum (red flour beetle), 10997 nucleotides long. RefSeq names its product Cytoplasmic linker protein 190 (gene CLIP-190). NCBI's taxonomy places the organism in Eukaryota, Metazoa, Arthropoda, Insecta, Coleoptera, Tenebrionidae. The transcript has 3 exons. The record is from RefSeq and is a predicted model, not a curated record. Gene Ontology annotation, biological process: cytoplasmic microtubule organization. Gene Ontology annotation, molecular function: microtubule plus-end binding. Gene Ontology annotation, cellular component: nucleus; cell cortex; microtubule plus-end. Bases 88 to 10821 code for a protein of 3577 amino acids.